Molecule: messenger RNA, 374 nt
Organism: Capsella rubella
Lineage: Eukaryota; Viridiplantae; Streptophyta; Magnoliopsida; Brassicales; Brassicaceae
Product: dolichyl-diphosphooligosaccharide--protein glycosyltransferase subunit 4A
Exons: 2
Coding region: 117-230 (37 amino acids)
Source: RefSeq, a predicted model, not a curated record
CUCUCAGACAUCGAAACCCUGAGAUCCAAAUACUUUGCUUCUGUUCUGUAAAAUCGCAUUUGGUCUGUGGAGAUCUCGGUCCUACCUUUCCCACCGAUUCCGUCCUGAUAAAAACGAUGAUCGAUGAUCAAGACUUGGGGUUUAUUGCCAAUUUUCUUGGCAUAUUCAUCUUCGCAUUGGUAAUUGCUUAUCACUACGUAACUGCUGAUCCAAAGUACGAAGCCACCUGAGCUGAGUGAUGGAUUUUAGAAUGGUGUAAGGGCUCUUUUUAGUUUAUAGUAUCUAUUUCAAACUGAUAAAGAGAAAUCAUAACAGUCUUGUUGAGAUGAAAAUGUUGUUAAGAUGUUCCUAAUCCAUUUUCAUUCUCCACUAUA